Molecule: messenger RNA, 1084 nt
Organism: Mycena citricolor
Lineage: Eukaryota; Fungi; Basidiomycota; Agaricomycetes; Agaricales; Mycenaceae
Source: the annotation of a GenBank genome assembly
GGAUGAUGUCCUGUGCUGCCUCGAAAUCUACACUCAAGAGAACAUAUUCAGGCACACAAGUCUGUUGGGGUGCUUCAUGUCAGAAGUCGGGGAGCGAAUUGAUCACCUGCAUAUACUCAGGCUGGCCCAACAGCAGAGGGGGCUUCUGAAAUUCCUUUACCUCCCCCCUUCCUACCCACUAUGUUUGCAGGACGCGCUACUCUCUCCGCUGCGGCAUCGUGGUGCAUGUGUGUCUCGACGUCGGCAUUGCUUCUGUCGUUCUUUUCUCCCGUCGUCUGCGCUGUCUGUCACGCGCCAUCCGAUUUGACUCCGUCCGCCCCCGCUACUCCGGCAUACCAUCGUUGAUGGCAGUGAGCGGCGGCAUUCGCGCAAUAUGUGUCUCUCAUGAUCGCUGACCGUGCUGCGUUUGCGCUACGGUCGAUCUACAGCCGAUCCUCCUCACGGUCGUCGACUUCAAGCUCGCGGGGUGCGAGGGUGUCGGACUGGUCAACGCGAGAGAUCCUCUUGUUUUUUGUCACGUUCCGUCAUCAAAUUUAUUCCGGCGACGAGAGACGAGAGAGCUGGAUGCUCGUCAUGGGAUAGUAGGGUCUGCGCCAAGAUGCCAGGAAGUCGUGCGUAGUAUGGUUCUCUACUUGCAGGAAUUUACCGGCGACAUACCGUUUGUCCCGGCCAGAAAAGAGUGCCGCUGUUCCAUUCCCCGCUAACAUGCGAAAAGCAAUGUCUAAAGAAAUUUUACCUGCAGAAUCGCUUCCUAUCUUUUUGGCGGCUCGGGGCCGGCUGUGUGUCGUUAGUUCUUUUUCUGCUGCUUCUCUUUGUUUGAGACACUUUACUGCAGAGCGGUCCUGAGACGACUCAGACGAGUAAUAUCUUGACAUAGAAGCCAACUGCCCGUCCACUCCUUUCUUUCGGUGGGACAUCCUGUUUGUUCAGCGAUGUUCAGCCGAUUGUCAUAAUGCUGCUGUUGAUAUUUUUUAUUUGCAUCUUCGAGCCUUUUAUGGUUCGGUCUCUCGCUGUCUUUGCUUUUUUCUGAUCUCAUCUGCAGGCCAGUUUCCGUCCAGGAUUCUCCACAUCCACUCCUUCAUCC